Molecule: messenger RNA, 6969 nt
Organism: Chelonia mydas (Green sea turtle)
Lineage: Eukaryota; Metazoa; Chordata; Testudines; Cheloniidae
Gene: LMOD3
Product: leiomodin 3
Exons: 3
Coding region: 121-1857 (578 amino acids)
Biological process (GO): myofibril assembly; muscle contraction; pointed-end actin filament capping
Cellular component (GO): myofibril; striated muscle thin filament
Molecular function (GO): tropomyosin binding
Source: RefSeq, a predicted model, not a curated record
ACAGAUUGAGAUCAAGCACUGCCACAGGUCAUGACAAAAACACGAAUGCGGGGAUUUAACAGUGUGUAAUACUGUUAGUAGCACAGCGUUGUAUAAAUUGUUUUCUUCAGGUUUAAAAAAAUGUCUGAAUUCAGCCAAAAUUCUGAGCGGGAAGUCAGAAUCGAGGACAUUGAUGAAGAUGAAAUCUUAGGAAACUUAUCCCCUGAAGAGCUGAGGGAGCUCCAGUGUGAAAUGGAAGUCAUGGCUCCAGACCCAAGAGUCCCAGUUGGAAUGAUACAGAAAGAUCAGACUGAAAAACCUCCAACAGGAAACUUUGACCACAGAUCUCUUGUUGAUUACCUGUAUUGGCAGAAGGCAUCAAGACGCAUGCUAGAGGACGAGAGAGUUCCCGUCAACCUCUUGCCAUCUGAGAGAAACAUUGCAGAGAAGUUUGAAGAAAAUGCUGGGGAUAUGGACGAUAUUGCUAAGAAAAAAAUGGCAGAAGAUACUACAGAAGCAGACAGAAAAGAAACAUAUUACAAAAACGAACAUGUCGAACAGGCCAAACCUGGUUCAGCACAACAAUCAGGAGAAACAAAUGAAGAGAGAAGCUAUAAAGAGACAGAAGAUGAGGAGGAGGAGGAGGAGGAGGAGGACGACGACGACGACGACAACGAGGAGGAGGAGGAGGAGGAUGAUGAUGAUGAUGAUGAAGAAUCAAGAAUGAAGAAGCCAUAUGGAGAUGAAAACAUCAACAGUGAUCAGGUAACUAAGAAGCCAUGUACAAAAUCAGGGGGAAAUCCAGAAAACCAAGAAAACAAUGAAAAGAAAGUAUCAAAACUACAAAUUCCAAAGAAGUUAGCUAUAGAUACUAGCUUUAUUAAGUUAAGUGCAAGACCUUCAGGAAACCAAACCAAUUUAGAUGAGAACUUGCAGAAGGUCCGGAAAAACGAUCCAGAUGUGAAGGAACUCAAUCUGAACAACAUUGAAAACAUCCCAAAGGAAAUGCUGGUGGACUUUGUGAACGCCAUGAAAAAAAAUAAGCAUGUAAAAACAUUUAGUUUAGCCAAUGUGGGAGCUGAUGACAACGUAGCUUUUGCUGUGGCCAACAUGUUACGUGAAAACAGGAGCAUCACUACUCUAAAUAUUGAUUCAAAUUUUAUCUCAGGCAAGGGAAUUGUUGCAAUCAUGAGAUGUCUGCAGUAUAAUGAGACGUUAACUGAACUGCGUUUUCACAAUCAGAGGAACAUGUUGGGCCAUCAAGCUGAAAUGGAAAUUGCCAGGCUUCUGAAAGCCAACCCUAAGCUGCUGAAGAUGGGCUAUCACUUUGAACUUCCAGGCCCCAGGAUGGUUGUUACCAAUCUGCUCAGCAGAAACCUUGACAGACAAAGACAAAAAAGGCAGGAGGAGCAAAAACAGCAGCAAUUAAAAGAGCAGAGAGAGUUAAUAGCCAUGUUAGAAAAUGGACUAGGGUUGCCUCCUGGGAUUUGGGAAAUGCUAGGGGGACCAAUGCCUGAUUCAAGGAUGUAUAGCUCAAUACAAGCCCCCAAGCCUCCACCUGUCCCUAAAACUAUGCCCAUGAGCAGGAAAAAUGAACAUGCAAGAAAGCCAGCCCCAGAAGAAAAGAGCAGUGAGGAACCUGCCUCCUUCAAAAUGGUCAAACUCAAGAGAACUCAGCGCAAGCCCACUAUACCAGAAUACGUAGAACCAGCUGAAAAAACAAGUCUCAAAGAUGUGAUCAAGACUCUCAAACCAGUUCCAAAAAAACGACCACCUCCUCUGGUUGAGAUAACCCCAAGAGAAAAGCUCUUAAAUGACAUUCGUCAGAGUAAUGUCGCCUAUCUUAAACCGGUGCCAGUGCCAAAAGAGCUAGAGUGAAACACCAGAGUCUCCUGAAAGAAACAACUUGAAAUAAAGACUAUUCAAGUUUCACUUACAAUGGUUUCAAAGGAUGCUUUCUUCAGAAGCCGAGGGGUAGAUACGAACACGUGGGAACAAUGCUUGUAAUAUGCAGUCUGUUGAUACGAUGAUGAAAAAGGGUGGAAUGGAACAAGUCAAUGCGAAAAGAAUUUCCAUCAGCCAUUAAGUAACCAUGAUGCCCUGGUAUAAUCUCUGUCUUCCAGUUGGAUUCUAAUCUCCAGUUUGUCCAGAGGUAUUUGCCCAGCAACAGCAAUAACUUAACAGGUUUUACAGAUUCAGUCAAUGAACUCUAUUGCUUACAUGGUACUUUCUUCUGUUAAAUUCUCCUGCAACACAUAGUGCCCUAUUGUGACUUUCCUUUUUCACACUGUUGUAUGCCAUUGCCUUUUUUUUUUAAACUAAGAACACGUGAUUUCUAUCUACACAACUUAUAUUUUCAGUCCAGAAUUUUCAUUUUUAGACUGAGGAAACAUUACACACACAAAAAGAGCAAAAAUGCCCUGUCUAGGAGAGAGCACAGUGUGCAUUUCUUCCAUGACAAACUGCAGUAGUUCUGAGAACAAAAUGGCUGCCAUCUCUGCAAACAGGCAGAGUUGUUAGAAACUUAAAGGCACAGUACACAGGAAAAAAAAGAAAGUCGUAACAGUUUCAAACUUCAUACUCCAUAGAAUGUGUUCUGGCAAGUAUUCUGUCUGGUUAGCAUUUAAAACAUGAAACCAUGAGCUGUAUUGGGAGCUGUGCGAUCAUUGUUCUCCUGGCAGAUUCUCUCUGUCCUUGCUAUAACCCUGAACUGUUUCACCACUCCCAUGCUUCAAGCCACACAUUGCAGUCACCUUCUGAGAAUAGAACCGGACUGUUUCAGAUGUCCUUCAGUACUCCUGAUUAACUGGCCACAGUUGCUGCUACUGAGUAUUGUUGAGCCCUUGCCCUCUUCCCUCUGCUUGGGACUCAAACUGCCUGCCAGUUUGAGGAAGGAACUGAAUGUCUCGCUUGCAUGGCGAGGCCAGUGCAGAGCUCUAGAUGGAGGUAACUGCACUCACCCAUCCUCGCACAACUUAACCAUUUUGAAAUAUUCCGAUGGGGAAAAAUGUUUUAAAUGGUCAAAGAGACUAAGCGUGUGAAAUCCCCCUGAGUUUCUCCUAUCUUUAAGGAAUCUCUCUUUUCUGGAUGCUUGCCCUUUGCUACCAGGCAUGCUGUUGUAUACCCCCUACUUCAGUCUGUUUGUACCAGCCUAUCCAUUCUCUCUCUCUUGUUGGUUACUCUCUCUGCUUGAUUCCCUAUCUGCCAACUCUCCUCUUGCUCCCCUCAAAAUUUCACUCCACGCAAACCAGCCUCACCAAGUCCAUUAAUGGCCUACUCUGCCUCUCGUAGCUAAGACACAGGGCUGGGUCUUGCUCUUUAUUCCCUUCUUGGUCUGCCUACUACUGCUGCUCGGUUCCUCCUCUUCUUGUCUGCAUGUCCUUGGCCAUUCAAUGAUCUGACUUCUUUCUGCCGCUCCUUUGGUUUCUCCUCAUCCUUCCCUUCUUGCUCAAUAUCACCAAAGCUCUACAAAAUCUUCUGCCUGCCAGCUUGCAUUUCUCUUACACAAUCCAUACUCCCUUCCCAAACCGCUUUUCUCCUUCUCACAGCUUCAUAUCCUGCUGCUUCCACAUAGGGAACAGUUGCCUUCUUCAUGCCAUCAACCCUCUCCUUUCAAACCCACCUGUCCAACUUUGUUCAAGUCCCCUCCCCCUGCUGUCUGAUUCCCUUUCAGGCUCUUGGGAGGGAGGCACGUGCAGGCAGGGAGCUCAAUUUAUUGUUUAUAAAGGUACCAUAUGAAUUUACAGUACAAAGGGAUUUUUUAAACUAUGAUUCAACAUUGCUUGCACAAAUGUUGAGAGGAAAACCUAGUUUUACUUUAUUUCUCAUUUACAGCUGUCACAUGAAGAGAAUAUUCUAAGUGGGAUGUGCCAGUGUUGUUGUCUCUCUCUUCCAAUUGAACGACUAGCAGAAAAAGAAGCAUGGUCAGGAAGAGGUGGGAAGAGCCAAAGUGGCUUUGAGCCACUCUUAUUCAGCUCUGUUCCCAGAGCUGAUUCAGGACUCAGCCUAAGUUGAGCAGCUUUUCAAGGGUCCGUCUGGUGAAGGCGCACGCUUCCCUCCAUUGCCAGCCAGAGAGGGUGUGAGGGAUGACAGAGCUGCUGCAGUAACCCUAUGCCAUCAGCCGAUCCCUACAUGAAGGGAAUGCUCCCAGGGCCGGUUAAGGUGAUUUUAUGGCUGAUCAUUCUAGUGAAUCAGGCUCAUCAUGUUCAUGUAAAAUUUUCAGUGUGCUCCUAAUGUCUACACUGUGUAGUAACAAAGAGGGGGAAGCAAAUGAGCGAUAGGAGCUGCUCUGCACUCUCACAACGUGGAAGGGUGGCUAAGUGUUUGGAAGAAAAUGGGGCAACCCCAUCCCUUCCUUUGAGGGAAGGAAAAGCAAGCAAAAGCCCAUCACUACCUUAUGUGUAAUCACAGGUGGGACCAUAUGCUAAUAUGGCAUGCAGGCCACAUUCAGGCAGGAAUUGGCACCAUAGAUUAAAGAUGCAGAAGGGACCUAUAUGGAGAAGAGACUGGAACAUGCAUCUCAGUGGCAUCAACACAACCCUUGCUUGUGAGUGCAAGAGAGUUCAGGGGAAGGUGUGGCCAAAGGAAAGGUAGGUGGAAUCUAGGAAAGUGCCACACAAAAAUGGUGCCUUCUGAAAAGGCACAAAGGCAGGCUGCCAAAACAAGUUGGCUACUCUUCACAGCCAUCACUUCCUACUGUAAGAGAGGAAUGUGCAUCAGGAAAAGAUCCCAUCUCUCUCCCUGUCAGAAAGCAUGCAAAAGCAAACACCUGGAGGCUUACAGCAUUACCCCCAUUCAAGCCCUGCUCCACUGGAGGACUGGUUUGUUUCAGAGCAGACACUCCCUUACCAUUGAAGUUUAUCCACAUUGGACUGAGCCUCAUGGUAUGCAGAUCUGUUAGUGCCUUGUAGGUUUCUAGAGUUAGUGUGGUCAUGUCUGGUGUCAUGCUAUUUCACAGGGUUCAGGUCUGAAGGGUGGUUUUGGGGAUGUGGAUCACAUCAUGAUCCUUUUCCUUCAAUGAGUUAUACACACACACACACCAGCUACUUGCAGUCUCCUACCUCAACCCUAAUAGGAUUGCACUACUUUUUCCACGGCUUAUACCUCUGCAGACUUAUCUUCAAUAGGGUUGGAAAAAGGUAACUGAACCCAUCUCCCACUCUUUUCUGAUGGCCACUUAUAGUUCCUGCCAAGCAUAUUUUGGUGGGGCAUAGCUGCUUCUUAAAAAAAAAAAAAAAAUCCAACAAUACAUGCCUCACUCUUGCCUUCUGUACUUCAAGGUCCCAAUGGAUUCUGCUAAGGCCAGAAAUAGGAUCAAACUUCAAGGAUAAGGGGUUGCUCUAGGCUGUGUGCCCUACCCCCCACAAAACCCAGUAGCAGAUACUAACUGGGAUUAUUGUUAUUGUAAAGGUACAAACUUAUCUUGUACAGGAAGGUGUCCCCAUUUGCUUCAAUUUCCUUUGAAGACAUAUAGCAGUUUACCUCUUUCUAUUGCAGAAGCUGCAUGUGUACACAUACAAAUCAGGCUCCCCCCCGCUGCAUAUAGUGUACUGAUUUACUCCCACUUAGUUUGAGGUUUUGGAGAGGUGUUUUUAAGUUGGGAGGUGAAGGCAGAAGUCUUCUCCCUUCAAGCCAUAUCUAAAGUAGAAAUUUAGUUAAGUGGGGGUGGAAACUGAAAAUUAUUCAUAUAAGGUAGCUGUGCUCUGUAUAAGCACUUUGGAGUUUUUGUGCUAUUUGGUAUGCUAAAGGCUUUAAAAAAAAAAGUUGGACAUCCAAACACUGGAAAAUUUGGUUUAACAAAAAACAAAAACCAACUGUACACCACCCAGCUUGGUAAGCAUACCAUUUCUCAAAGUAGUCCAAAGAGGCAGCCCUCCCUACUCUCCUCCACCCAGAAACCCACUCACCUAAAAGGAUACAAAAUAUCCUUAGUGCUCUACUGCAAUGACUCACUAUGGCAUGUUCCAAAUCCAUUCCCUUUUUAAAAAGGAAAGACGACCCACAGUGCAUUGUGUUGUGCUUUUGUUAUAUGUAAAGUAGUGACCAUAGUUCAAAAACCAAAAAAGUUUCACUUAAACUGAAUCAUAUUAUUGUAGAGUAGUGUGAUCUUGAUUAAAGCUCACUUUUCUGCAUUAUGAUUAGUUAAAAAAAAACGAAAUAAAUGCACUCUGUUUUAACAAUGGUUAAACUUUAUUCUUCACAACUAAUUUUUAAAAUUCUACAAUGUAACCAUAUAUUCAUGAAGUCAUAGGCUAGUAUCUCUUCUGUAAGUGUAGCAAGAACUAAUCAUCAAAAGCUAAGACAAUGUACUAUAAUAAAGGAGCAGGUCAUUGCUUCUUACCCUGGAAUAUACACGUAAAGAAGCUUCUAAUAAAUACUGAUCACUCUGGAACAUUUGCAUGGAAUGAGGUGUUUAGACUCCAAAACAAUUCAUUUGGAAGAGACCCCAGGUGUGUGCGCACAUGCACACACAUGCGUCUAUACACAUGAACUUUGAAGAGGUUUUUGGGAUAUCUGCUGUACCUGCCAUAUAAAUCAAGUCAGUUACAGAUAAAUACUUCAUAAAAAAAAGGGAGGAGAGAUGCAAGACUGAUGGUUACACACUAUGUUAAUCUGCAUACGUUUUUCCAUGCAUAUGGUUUAGGUAGCACAGACUGCAGUCAAGCUGAAGUUUACUGAAGCUAUUUGUAACAAUAGCUCUUGAAAAUAAUUGCUUACAUUAAUUUGGAAAUGGUUUUAAGAACACGUAAUUUGUUUUUAUUUACAAGUCUGAAAUCUGGUCUUAUUUCCCUUGAAUAGAGCCACAAGUGGAAUAAAUUAGCAAGAUGUAUGUUUUAGCCAGUGUCUUCUUUAAACAGGAAGAGUCAGAGCACAAUUUGGACAAUGAGGUAAGUCCUAAAAUCUCAAGUGACAGUUUUAAAACAAAACAAAAAAAAAAAAACAAAAAAAAAAAAACACACACACAAAACCAAACCAAACCAGAACUCCAAA